AUGGGAGAGAAUUCCGGCGAAACUCGGAAGACGGGCUGAGGUUUUGGUUCCUUGCAAGCUUAAGAUGCACAGUGGUCUUGACUUCUUGUUUGACCUCUCCUGACGGAAUGAUGUUGACCCGGCUGAAAGCAAAAUCAGAGAGGAAGGUUGCAAAACAGCUUUGCAAAGUUGUAUUGGAUCAUUUUGAAAAGGAAUAUUCCAGAGAACUUGGAGAUGCCUGGCAUACAGUAAGAGAUAUACUAACAUCUCCAUCAUGUUGGCAAUAUGCUGUGCUUCUUAACCGAUUCAAUUAUCCUUUUGAACUGGAAAAGGAUUUACAUUUGAAGGGCUAUCACUCACUCUUUCAAGGAUCUUUACCCUACUAUCCUAAAUCAAUGAAAUGUUACGUUAGCAGAACUCCACACAGAAUGCCUUCAGAAAGACACCAAAUUGGAAACCUAAAAAAAUACUAUCUGCUGAAUGCUGCCUCUCUUCUCCCAGUACUGGCUCUGGAAUUGAGGGAUGGGGAAAAGGUUCUGGAUCUGUGUGCUGGCCCUGGAGGCAAAUCGAUAGCUCUGCUACAGUGUGCUUAUCCAGGUUAUCUUCACUGUAAUGAAUACGAUAGUCUGAGAUUGAGGUGGCUGAGGCAGACGUUAGAAUCUUUCAUCCCACAGCCUUUGGUAAAUGUAAUUAAAGUGUCUGAAUUGGAUGGCAGAGAAAUGGGAGAUGCCCAGCCUGACACGUUUGACAAGGUGUUAGUUGAUGCUCCGUGUUCAAAUGAUCGAAGUUGGUUGUUCUCUUCUGAUUCUCAGAACGCAGCCUGUAGGAUAAGCCAAAGGAGGAAUUUGCCUCUUCUACAGAUAGAACUCUUAAGGUCUGCAAUUAAGGCCUUACGUCCUGGAGGGCUACUUGUGUACUCUACAUGCACACUUUCCAAGGCAGAAAAUCAAGAUGUGAUCAGUGAAGUUUUAAACUCCUACAGUAACAUCAUGCCUGUGGACCUUAAGGAAAUGGCAAGGACUUGCUCCCAAGACUUCACAUUUGCUCCCACUGGCCAGGAAUGUGGGCUGUUGGUGAUUCCAGAUAAGGGCAAAGCCUGGGGCCCAAUGUAUGUAGCCAAAUUGAAAAAAUCAUGGACUACUUGAAGUUGGUGAUGUGCAUUUUGUGAACCAUUACAUCGAUAACAUAUCAAUGUAUUAUAUUUAUUUAACAUGUAGGCUCUCUACGUGUUAACAUUUAAAUAAAAUGGAGUCACUUUCCCUGGGUCUGUUGGAAUCCUAUUUAAUUAAUACUUAGCAUUUCAGAACUUUUCAGGUGUAUUUUUUUCCUAGAAAUACAUCUACAGUAAUGAUUUAAGAUGGUGCAGAUGGUGUUUGUUCCCUAUAUAAUAAAUCUGUCUUUUACUUGGCAUUUUGUAGUUAAAUUAAUCAGAAUACAUGGUUUUGUGCAUGAAAUGUUUGGAAAUACCUUCUAUCUGUAAUGUUGGUGCUUUGAACCUCUAAAAAUGCACAUCUUCAGGGGCUUCCCUGGUGGCGCAGUGGUUGAGAGUACACCUGCCGAUGCAGGG
Kogia breviceps (pygmy sperm whale) is the source of this 1546-nucleotide messenger RNA. RefSeq names its product NOP2/Sun RNA methyltransferase 3 (gene NSUN3). The record is from RefSeq and is a predicted model, not a curated record. Gene Ontology annotation, molecular function: RNA methyltransferase activity. Gene Ontology annotation, cellular component: mitochondrial large ribosomal subunit. Lineage: Eukaryota; Metazoa; Chordata; Mammalia; Artiodactyla; Physeteridae. Gene Ontology annotation, biological process: rRNA methylation.